AUGUGGAAUUUUCAUUCCAAUGGUGAGGCUACAGGUCUCAGUUGGCGCUCUUCUACAUGGUUCAUUCUGUCGACAAUUGCGAUCGCGUUGUUCGCUGAAACAUUCCUCUAUGGUUUCCUUGUGCCCAUGUUGCCAUACAUGCUUCGAUCGCGAUUACAUCUGAGUGGAGCCAAAAUACAGAAACAGACAUCUCUCGUGCUCGCCAUACAUGGAAUGGUCUCGGUUGUUUCGGGUCCCAUCAUCGGCCACUUUGCGGAUAAAACUACGAAUCGCAAGCUCCCACUAUUACUUUCCCUUGUCGCGUGCAUAGUCGGUACUGGCAUGGUUGCCGGCUCAAAUUCGCUUGCUGUGCUCUUUAUUGGCCGUGUGAUGCAGGGUAUUGCUGGGUCCUCAGUGUGGAUCGUUGGCCUCGCGACCGUAGCUGAUACUGUGGGUGGAAAUAAUAUGGGCAAGAUCGAGGGCAUAAUGAUGUCUUUUCUAUAUUCUGGAUUGAUAGGUGGACCGCUUGUGUCGGGUCUGCUCUUGGAAUACGUGGGCUAUUGGUCGACAUGGUCGUUACCGCUCUUGCUUCUUAUUAUAGAUUUCUGUGCACGUCUAGUCAUGACGGAGAGUCGACCUGCGGAGGUUUUAACCAACAGGCAAGAAUCGACUGAAUCCAACGCGUGUGCUGUUACUGAACCUCUUCUAUCCCCAUGCGAGACUCCUCAGACUCGCUCUACUGCAGGGAAUUUCUGGCGCAUCAUCCUCACUGAUGAGAGAGCGUUGACAGCAUUGGUCAUGGCUAUUGCGACAACAACAGUUGGCACAAGUUUCCAUGCGACACUUCCCAUUCAUAUACAAGAGACAUUUGAUUGGGGCUCCAGGGAAAGUGGAACCUUGUUCGCUUGUCUCAUUAUGCCGACGGUCCUGGUCAGUCCAAUGGCCGGAUGGUUGCGCGAUCGAUAUGGUGUGAAGUAUCCUGCCAUGGCAUCUGCGAUUUUUCAAGGAGUAAUAUUUGUACUAUUGGGCCUUGCUGGUACCGAUUUUCUCCCUUGGACUCGUGUUCAGACCGGAGGCGGCGCGUUGUACACGGGCUGCAUUCUCGCCCUCGGUGUAGCGCGGCCGUUUACGGCGAACGUCGGCACUGUCGAACUUUCUGCCGUUGUGAAGGCGUAUCAGGAGGACUCGCCCGGGAUUUUCGGACCUGCAGGGGGCAUGUCCCGUGUUUUUUCUCUUGAUGAUGUUGCUGCGUCGCUUGGGACAGUUCUGGGCCCGAUCGUCGGCGGUUUUCUCAAAGAAUACGUUGGAUAUACCUAUAUGUGUUGGGCUUGGAGAAGUGAGGAGAAGAAAGAGGAGAUCAGGUAA
This is a messenger RNA of Talaromyces rugulosus, 1344 nucleotides long. RefSeq lists its product as uncharacterized. The record is from RefSeq and is a predicted model, not a curated record. Lineage: Eukaryota; Fungi; Ascomycota; Eurotiomycetes; Eurotiales; Trichocomaceae. Gene Ontology annotation, biological process: transmembrane transport. The coding region runs from base 1 to 1344 and encodes 447 amino acids. The transcript has 4 exons. Gene Ontology annotation, molecular function: transmembrane transporter activity.